AUGUCUCCAUACGACGAGCGUUUGCCGAAGGGCAGUGUGCGGUUACUCCAGCUUCUGCCCCAUCAAGACCAGAAUUCCCGCAUAGAAUGUCGGCUCAUUACCUGCUUUAUGUUGGACUUAGGAAGAACCCAUCCCUACGAGGCCCUAUCGUACGUAUGGGGAUCUGAAAAGAACAAACUGUCUAUCUAUAUAGACGGCGUUGAGCAGCCUGUCCGGGCAAACCUUCACCAUGCACUUUCGCAUCUUCGAGAUUGCUUUGUGGAGAGGGUCCUAUGGAUAGAUGCUAUCUGCAUCAACCAAGACGGCAACGAGGAAAAAGGGCAGCAGGUUCAGUCUAUGGCAAAGAUUUAUGCCAAAGCAAGUCGAGUAAUUAUGUGGCUUGUGGACCCACUGAAGGACGCACCGGACAAAGACGACCUAGCGGCCGGCGAUCAAGUAGACAACGGAGACCAAGCGCUCGAAGCAAUCCGUGCUGCUGCUGAAGAGCGGCGCGUGGAUCCUACAAUGGACCAAAAGAUGAUCCUCACUCUGCUUGGACGGGGAUGGUUCCAGCGAUCUGGGUUUCCCUUAAAUAUCCGCCCUCUAGGUGAGCUGGUGGAUAUGUACCACACUCGCCUCUCCAAUACGGUGUUCGUCAGCACAUGGGAUGCCAAGGAGGUAGCAGUGAUUGAAGCUAAGGGCUACGUUGGCAAAGUAUCCUCCGCCGGAGAUAAUAUGGAAAUCACUUGGAAGACUGCACCCGGCCAUUCCGAUGCGAAAGGGGAACCAAGCUCUCCGUUCACCUUCCAGGCUUCAGCAAAGGCCAUCAAGUAAGGCGAUAUUGUCUGCCUUUUGCAGGGAGCAUCAAGGUCGAUAAUCAUCAGGCCAUGCGACGGUUU
Messenger RNA from Gaeumannomyces tritici R3-111a-1, 878 nucleotides. RefSeq lists its product as hypothetical. NCBI's taxonomy places the organism in Eukaryota, Fungi, Ascomycota, Sordariomycetes, Magnaporthales, Magnaporthaceae. The record is from RefSeq and is a predicted model, not a curated record. The transcript is spliced from 3 exons. The coding region runs from base 1 to 813 and encodes 270 amino acids.